UUUGUUAGCAAUUAAUUUUAUUAUUUUAGAACAUUUUAACGACUGGAAAACAGCACGCAAUUCAAUUUUAUCAAACAUCUCACAACAUAAACAAAUCUAUACAUCCGGUGAUAAACCAAAAUUUUAUCGUGCCAAGACCUCCUAUUUAACGUUAAAAAAAGCAAAUGAAGGAUUGUCACCAAUUGAGUUGAUUAAAUCUAAAUUUAAUGGAACUAUUCGAUUAGUUGAUAAAAAUAAAGAAGAUAAAUUAAAUACUACAAGCAAAAAUGAUGAUAAAAAUUGAGGGAAAACUAAUUAGAUGAGAGAAGUUAUAGUUAAAGAAUUUUAGAGUGUUUCAAAAAAAAUUUUGACCUAAACCCCCAGCUUAAAAAAUUAAACAUUGACAGAACAUAUAGUCUAGUAAUUGUUAUUUAAAAAUAUAUUUUUAAUGUGUUAUUCCUAACAUUAGAAUAAAAAUUUUUAUAAAAUAAAAUAAAAAUUUAUUCGAUUAAUUAUCCUCUCUCAACAAUUGCCCUCUCUAAAAUUAUUACCCACAUGUAACCGAAAGUCAAAAAUAAUUGCCCAGAUAAUUUAUCGAAAAGGAACAGUAAUUUAAAAAAUAUAAAAUAAAGAAUUUUAAAACGUAUAUGAUUCUAAAUUAAAAAAAAUUUCUAUAAAAUAUGGUUAUCAAAGAAAUCCCAAUAUCCACUGUUGAAUUGAGGAGUCUCUGUAAAUAUUAAAUUUAAAAACUAAUAUUUAUGGAAAUUAAAGAACAACCUUCAUAUGUGUUUUUUUCAUUUAAAUUCCUUUCAGAAUCAUGCUCUUAAAAUAUUUUUUAAUUUAAAUUUUAAAUUAAAUAUAAUCAUUAAUUAUUUGUCUAAACUAUUAAUAUUUUGGAAACUCAAAUUAAAAUUCCUCAAUAAUCAAAUCUCAUUUUCUAUCCCUCCAAAAUCAAAUAAAUUCAAUUCUAAUUUGUAAACUUAGUUGUACUGGGUGGGAGAGCUGCCUAAAUUUGAAUUGAGCAAAUGCCUGAAAUUUGCCUAAAAUUUCAAGAUACACCCGUUUAGAUACUCCUAACUCCCACCUUCCUUCAACCCCCUCCCCCCACUCCCCCCCCUCCUCCGUUUAUUAAAUAAAAUUUGAAUGUAAUUUUCAUAACUUACAACCUGGAUUGCGAUAAUUUGUGAAAUUGUUGUUAGGCGAAGGUGGAGGUGUUUCUUCUUCCAACGGUGGAAUACCUUCCUCUUAAUUAAUUGUAUAUAAAAUUUUUUAGCUAACUUAUUCAAUUGUUUCAGAUAAUAAUUUUUCAAAUUAAAUUAUUUUUAUUAAAUAAAAAUAAACUUUUUGCUUGAAGAUAUUCUUCUUUAUUUAAAUAAUUAUAUUCAGGAGGUACUUCAAUUUCUUCAGCAGAAUUUCCCCUUUUAUUUUUAUCACCUCUUGCCUUUCUGGAUUUACUUCGACUUGUUUUUCCAUUUCGUUUGCUAGUCUCUCCUUUAUUUGGUGGCGUAUUGGGAGGUUCAGCUUUUUUAGAUUCAUCAUUAUUUUGAUUUGUUUCUUUAUUUGUUGUUGUUUCUUUAUUUGAAUCUUAUAAGUUGAGAAUAUUUUGGCGUAUAAAGAUAAACUAUGGUCCCACAUUAAAAUUCUUAUUUUUCAAAAGCGGUAUUGAAGUUCAAAAAUAUAUGAUAAUACAACCGACCCGAUCGGAAAUCUAAUAGAGCUUAGUAUCUGUGUUUGGACAAAACAUGCAAAUGCAUAUUUUGUAUGCGGCUAUGCCAUGAAAUAAGAAGCCCAAAAAUGAUGUUUUUACAUUAGUCUGAGCAUUUUAGGACCCGGUUCUUAAUGCAUAUCUUUUACAUAUUUCGGCCUUUUCGUGAAUAUUUGCAUAUCGCUGCAUAUUUUGAAAAAUAUUGCAUUUGGUGCAUUUUUGGGCUUUUUCUGUCUGCAUACGUUGCGCAUAUUAGACGAUUAUGCUCAACCCAAUUAAUAACAUUGAAAUAUAUUGUUCAUUUAAAUUAUUGUGGAAGAUAUUAUUUUUCCAUUACCUACCCAAUUUUUCUUUAUUAGCAAUAUUUUGAUUGAGUGUUUCAUCUACUUUGUUUUCUCCUCCAUUUGUACUAGUGCUAGCAUUUGUUUUUUCAGUUGCUCCAUUACCUUCAUUUGUG
This is a messenger RNA of Meloidogyne enterolobii, 2141 nucleotides long. The record is from the annotation of a GenBank genome assembly. Lineage: Eukaryota; Metazoa; Nematoda; Chromadorea; Rhabditida; Meloidogynidae.